AUGUUCUCUCCUUCGGCAUUGGGUGGCUCGAUCUGUCUCAGAUGCCAAGUUCGCGCCGUCGCCCGUCGAGCACCUCCACUGCUUGCCGCAGCGCAAGUCCGCGGUAGACGACGACAAUAUGCCUCCAGCGCCACGGCUUCUCGACCCGGCGACUUCACGCCUGUAGCCGAAAUAAAGGAGCAUGGUCGCGAGACGGAACAGAGGCUUGGAGGACUGAGCCAGCCUCAACUCGACGAGACCUCCCCUUCCGUUGUCGCUGAGCAGACUUUGCCCGAUUCACCACGGGAUGCUCCUAAGCAUGCUCUCGAUCUCCCUGAUGGGAGCGUGGCCAAUAACCAUGUUCUUCAUGAUAUCAAGGGAAACAUAGAGCGGGAUCAGGAACCACGAGCCGAUGUCGACCUCCUAGAAAGUGCGGCCACGAGCGAGCCCGACUACAGAGCAGAAGACAGGAAAGACGAAUGGAAAACAAAUCAAGAGGAGGGCUUGUCAGUUGGCCAGCACCAGAAGCAAGAUCUCUCCAAGGAAGCUGGAGCACCGGCAAAUCGUACAUGCCCUCAUUGUCGAAAGGUCUUCCUCAACAAGGCAAGCCUCGAUGACCACACCAACCAGGGCUGUGCGUCGCUCAAGCCACCAAGAGACCUUAAAUGUUCAAAAUGCCAGGAGGUCUUCGAGAAGAGGAGGCUACUAAAUCGCCACGUAGCGAAACGCUCAUGUUCCGCAAAAGCUGAACCCGAGAAGUUGGCGGGAAAUGAGGACGAUCAGAAGUUAGAAAACAUCCUUUCGCAGGCUGCCGCAGACUUCUCCAGACGUAAAGCCUCUGGUACAUUGGACCCCACAUUUGACGACGAUUGGAGCCUUCCUCAGCGCCAGGAAGCACAUCACCAAGCCGCUACAGCUAAUCACGAGCCCGACAAAUCCGCUAGAGAGUAUCGUACAGAGGAGAUGGAAGUCAACAUCCAUACCGACCCCGAGAUGAACAAUGAGAAGAAUGACACGGUGGGCACGGAACCUGCCAUUCGAGAGGAUAGUGCCCGAGUCCGGGACCAGGGAGAUACGAAGCGAGCAGAGAAAGACUCGGACGCAUUCCAGAUCCGGAAAAUCGGUCAAGCCAUGGGCAUCACCAGAGGUCGAAAGAAAGAACAUAGAAGGGGGGACAUGGUGCUAGUAGAAGAUGCCUCGAAACUUGGUGUUCUUUCUUUUGGUAAAGCAGCUGAAGUCAUUGUUCUGAGGGAUGGUCGCCAAUGGGCAAGAAGGGCCGCUCCAGUCGAAGCCAGUUCAGAGGAAAACACGGAUAGUGGCUUGAAGAUCGAAGAGUUCCUGGACGAACAGGAUGUUCUCAGUCUGGACGACGUCGUGAAAAACAUCCAUGGAUUGAAACCGGAGCGUCAGAUUAUGUCUGCGCGGGAGUUCAAGUCUCUGUUCAGCACCCUGAUGGAUGGUUUCACGAUUCUUCAGCUCGAGAAAUAUGUGGUGUGGCACCGUGAACAGUCAAUUUUGGAGAGGAUCAAGGAUGAGGUCUUUGACGAGAACGAGACGCCCAGCGAAGAACCAACUAUACCAGAGGACGUACUCCCCAAGCGUCGGGAGUAUGGCUGGUUGACCGAGCAGGCACAUUGGACUCCUUACGUGGACGGUGCCGUGGAAGAGGCACAGUAUCCCUUGGCAGGAUACAUAAUGAAAAAGAUGCCGCCGAAGCAGAGACUAGUCGUCCAGCUCAUGCGGGAAUGUUGGGAUAUAUCGAUGCAGGAGCUUCUGGACGGUAAUGGCCGCGUUGAUAUCCGAGUGCGCGAUCUGGAGUUUAAACUCCUCACUCUCGGCUCACAAAAGCCGCUGCAGCGGAUAUCGUGGCGUUUCCUGAAGGAGGGGCAGCAGAUCGAAGUUCGACGUUCCAGCAACCUCAUUCGCAUAACAGCUCCCAAACCCGUUGCUGAGACCUGUGUGCAUGCGCUUGGUGAGACGCUGCAGAAGAUCAAGACGAAGACUUUCAAACUGGACCAGGUUCCCAUGCAACGCCUAGAUGCUGGAAUUCUCGAAGAGCUUGGGAGAAUCACAAACUCAGUCGUCCAAUUCGGCCCGGAUAGAGAAGCGAUUCAUGUUACGUGGCUCGAUUUCUGGGACAAAGAGUCACAAUUGACGCUCGAGAAUAUAGCAGACAUGACUUAUCGCCUACUUUUGACCGCCCGUACAUCUUCCAGAAUAUCGAACAACCUCACGGUCUACCCCGAUGUUGAGGGCAAUGGCAGGCUUCUCGAGGACCACAGCAACAAGGAGAAGUUGUCAUGGACGGACCGGCGUAAAGAAUGGGCCCGGCUUUGUCUGCCGCUCACAUCAAAGCAACCUCGCACAGCUAAGUCGUGGCCGUUGACGACUGACGCCCUCCAAUUCAAGCUUGAGCCUACAGAAGAAGAUCUUGCUUUGCCAACCUCGACAUAUCAGAGCAAAUUGGACAACUUCUACCAAACUGUGAGCCCAAUAGGACUUCCUCGACUGGAAGAGGAACAGCCCAAAGAACAGACCUCAGCGCAAGAGCCAGAAGCUACCGAUGCCACUCCCUCUGGAUGGCGACCAUUCAAAACCACGACCAACGCAGCAUUCGGGCAUGUUUUACACCUUAAUGAACCCAAGCUGACUGAAAACAUCGCUCGCCCCAACAUCUCAACCAAUCUUGCCAGUUGGCCGAGGACGUUUGUCCCCUUCAUUCCCCCGGUGGCUGAACUGGACCUGCCCGGAUGGACACCUUACGACGGGGCCAAGGACAGAGCAUCCACCAUCCUCAUGCGCUUCGUCCCGUCCCCGACGACGCCGGCAAUUCACUCCCUCCGCGCCAUAAACAGGACCAGCAUCUCCGACAUCCUCCUCCCCGCCGAGCACGUCGACGUCCGCACGACGCAGCACGAGUACGCCGAGCUCCCCUCGGCCACCAUCGACUCCACGGAGGGCAUGGAGCCGCUGCGCGAGUUCCUCAACAACUCACGACUCGAGAUUUCCCAGGGCAAGCUCGUGACGCCCCCGCGGCUGCACAAUCUCGGGCUGCCGAGGUGGCUCCUAGCGCCACCACUGCCCAGCUUCGCCGCGGCGAACACGACCGCGAGGGCGGGGAAAAAGAAGGCGGCGGCGGCGAAAGCGCGGCCGCCCCAGCACCUCCCGCACACGCCCGAGGGCAACGAGAUUCGGAGGGCGUCGUACGUGUUCGCGGGGCUUGAGUGGCACCACGCCGUGGAGACGACGUACGACGGGUGGAAACUCGUGUACACGAGCAUCGAGGCGGGCGCGGGCGGCGGGCGGCGCGCCGAGCUGAGCCUCGAGGCCGUGCCGGGCUACGACGUCGACCUGCGCAGGAGCAAGGAGGCCAUAAACGCCACCUUUUUCCUGCGGUCCAUCUAUCAGCUUGCCACGGGCCAGGCGGGACACCUCGUGCAGAGGGCCGGCGGCGAGGAGCAGGUCAGGACGACCGUCUCGUGGGUGCGCUAG
This is a messenger RNA of Diaporthe citri, 3471 nucleotides long. RefSeq lists its product as uncharacterized. Lineage: Eukaryota; Fungi; Ascomycota; Sordariomycetes; Diaporthales; Diaporthaceae. The coding region runs from base 1 to 3471 and encodes 1156 amino acids. The transcript has 4 exons. Gene Ontology annotation, cellular component: mitochondrial inner membrane. The record is from RefSeq and is a predicted model, not a curated record.